This is a messenger RNA of Cydia strobilella, 1125 nucleotides long. RefSeq names its product alpha N-terminal protein methyltransferase 1-like. Gene Ontology annotation, molecular function: N-terminal protein N-methyltransferase activity; rRNA (adenine-N6,N6-)-dimethyltransferase activity. NCBI's taxonomy places the organism in Eukaryota, Metazoa, Arthropoda, Insecta, Lepidoptera, Tortricidae. Gene Ontology annotation, biological process: N-terminal protein amino acid methylation; rRNA modification. Gene Ontology annotation, cellular component: cytoplasm. The coding region runs from base 344 to 1045 and encodes 233 amino acids. The transcript is spliced from 2 exons. The record is from RefSeq and is a predicted model, not a curated record.
ACUCAAAUAAGUAAACAAUCAUGGAUCGAGUUCAAUUUUUGAUUUUUUUCGAUUUUUUCUUAUUUGUGAUUUAUUAUCAGCGUUUUACAUAUCCUAGUUAUAUAUGAUUAUACAGCAAAUUACAUGACACUGGCUAUUAUAAUAAAAGCCAUUAAAAUAAAAAUAAAAAUAAUCAUGGAUCAUGGUAGUAUCUACUUAAUAAAUUUAGUAAUCUGUGGGAUCAUGGAUUGAAGUAUUUUGGAAUAACUCGUGUAUGAAGAAUUUAUCGUAUUCAGAAAUUCAGGUUACUCGAGAUUGAGUGCCUUGUGUUCCUGCAUCUUGGGGAUAACACAUUUUAUCAAGCAUGACCGAUUCUCAAGAAAGUAUAUGCUAUGAAAAAGCUUUAGAGUACUGGUCGGAAAUCCCGGCUACGGUUGAUGGUGUACUCGGAGGUUUUGGCUUUAUUUCAGAUGUAGACAUUCAAGGAUCCAGAAUGUUUCUACAGUCUAUUCUCUCGUCCGAAAAUCCACCGUCUACUAAUUUAGCUCUUGACUGUGGAGCCGGCAUUGGAAGAAUAUCUAAGUAUUUACUAAUACCUCAUUUCAGCUUAGUGGAUGUUAUUGAACCAGAUGAAAAAUUCAUAAACACCAUUAGGGAAUAUGUUGGAAGUAAUGCAGACAAAUUAGGAAAUUUGUAUAAAGUGAGUUUACAAGAAUUUAGACCAGAGAAAAAAUAUGACGUAAUUUGGAACCAGUGGGUUUUAGGAUAUUUAAAAGAUGAUGACUUGCUUUCAUAUUUAACAUAUUGCAGGGAUGCCCUGUCAGAAAAUGGAGUUAUUAUUGUUAAAGAAAAUGUGACAUCUACUGGCAAAACAGAAAAAGAUGAUGCUGAUUCAUCAGUUACAAGACCAUUGAAAGAAUACAUAAAAAUCUUUGGCAAAGCCAAAUUGAAAAGGAUAAAACAGUGUAAACAAACAAAUUUUCCAAAUGGUAUAUAUCCGGUGUACAUGUUUGCUCUUAUACCUAACUUGACAUCAGAAGGAGAUAGUAAUGAUGUUAAGUUAUGAUAUAUCUAGUCGUAUUUUCAUUCAAUGUGUAAUGGUUACAAAUGUAAUGGAUUUUGAUCAAUAUAACUGAAAACAUCUUA